Messenger RNA from Osmerus eperlanus (European smelt), 4171 nucleotides. It is a transcript of the gene ikzf2, whose product is annotated as IKAROS family zinc finger 2. Gene Ontology annotation, biological process: regulation of transcription by RNA polymerase II. Lineage: Eukaryota; Metazoa; Chordata; Actinopteri; Osmeriformes; Osmeridae. Bases 494 to 2068 code for a protein of 524 amino acids. Gene Ontology annotation, molecular function: DNA-binding transcription factor activity; RNA polymerase II cis-regulatory region sequence-specific DNA binding. The transcript has 8 exons. The record is from RefSeq and is a predicted model, not a curated record.
CUUACGAACCGCACACAAUAGCUAACCUUUAAGCGCAUUUGUGAUAUUUUUUUAUCAAGUGAACGAGAUUGGGACGGUGCGGGGGUCGUGCAUUGGGUGGAAAAGUUGACUUUGCGCGCUUCAAAGGAAGUAGCCUGUAAUCAAAUGAGCUUCAGGAUAGAUGCGCUCUUCCUAACUUUUCUCAUUUAGUGCAAGACCAGUUCGUGGAUUGAUCAACAUAUUGCCUCUGCCAGUAGCCUAUAUUUGACUGUUUCCUCAUGCUUUGUUUAGAAAAUGACUUGAAUGAAAACGGUAAUUGAGGUAAACUGGUGUUUAUUCAGUUAUUAUUAUUAUUUUAAAAAAGAAAGACCAUUCACGGCUUCUGAUAGAUAUAGACUAGAUUAUUUAAAUUAGCAUUAUAGAGGGAGGUGACAACCAGAUAUCACAUUGGUGGACAUCAUCGAAAACAGUACGCAUUUGCGCAGGGGGGACAACGAAAGCCCUCUGCAGGACUAUGGAGACGGAAGGUUCACCAGAUGGGUACCGUGCUAGUAACGGAGAUUGCCCUCCCAGGAAGGAGAACUCUAGAAUGUCGGUGGACCUGUCGGCAAACACACCCAACGGACAGGAGCCUCAGGGUCCUAAGUCGCCCAGCGAAGUGACCAUCAAGAAGGAAGAGGGCACGGGAGACGAAGCAGACGGGAAAAGCACAGCACCAGACGACAUGACCCAUAGUGGGGAGGAAGGAUCGGGAUUGGAGGAGCCCAUGAUUGACAGCCCCAACAACCUACAGGAUGGUGUGUCUGGGUCCGAUGGCGUAAGCGACGCAGACAAUCGGCUACAAAAUGGCGAUAGGCCGUUCCAGUGCAACCAGUGUGGGGUCUCCUUCACCCAGAAGGGAAAUCUUCUGAGGCACAUCAAGCUGCACACGGGUGAAAAGCCCUUCAAGUGCCCCUUCUGCAGCUACGCCUGCAGACGCCGUGACGCACUGAGCGGCCACCUGCGCACACACUCAGUUGGCAAACCGCACAAGUGCAACUACUGCGGACGCAGCUACAAACAGCGCACGUCUCUGGAGGAGCACAAGGAGCGUUGCCAUAGCUACCUGCAGAGUGUUGGCAUGGAUCCCACCUCUAACUCAGGACCUUACCCAGGUGAAGCCACCAAAGAGCACAGGCCCCCGGCAGAGGCCUCUGUCAUGGCAACCUUUGAUCGUCCGCCCGUCAUCGAGAGGCUGCAGAGCAAUGUGGGGAAGAGGAAGAGCAGUAAUCCCCAGAAGUUUGUUGGUGAGAAGAUGGUGCGCUAUAGCUACCCUGAGCUAAACUAUGAGAUGGGUAUGAAAUAUGAAAAGGAAGCUGAGAUGAUGCAGGCCCACAUGAUGGACCAGGCUAUCAACAAUGCCAUUUCCUACCUGGGCACCGAUUCCAUCAGGCCUCUUGUCCAUCACCCUCGCCCACACCCCCAUCCCGGCACUCCCCUCUCCAUGGCAGAGGUAGUGCCCAUGGUCAACCCCCUCUUCUCCCAUGUGUACUCCACCAUGGGGCCCCGCAUGGAGCGGCCCAGCAGCCGUGACGUCCCACACAUGCCCGUGCCCCUGCCUCCCCCUGACUAUCCCCCCUCCUCCAAUGGUCCAGUGUCCUUGACCAGGCCCAAACACCCCCCAGCCGUCCGGGGGGAAUCGCCUAGCAACAGUGGCUUGGACUCAGCCGACUCCGCCCGCAGCAGUCCCCAGGAGAGGCUGGGUUACCAUGCCAACCUGCCCCAUCCCAGGUCCCGGCCCAGUCCAGUUUAUGGCAGAGAGGAGAGGCGGGCGGCCGAGGCAGGCCUGGCACCGGAGGUGUUGAGAGGGGGUGGCGAGCGCCCUGUGAGCCAGGACGGUGUGCGUGUGAUUGGGCGUCAGGGCCAGGAAGUCCGGGUGUUCCAGUGUGAGCACUGUCGUAUCCUUUUCCUGGACCACGUCAUGUAUACCAUCCACAUGGGUUGCCAUGGCUACAGAGACCCCCUGGAGUGCAACAUCUGCGGCCAUCGCAGUAAGGACCAUUAUGAGUUCUCUUCCCACAUUGUGCGUGGGGAACACACCUUCCGGUAAAGAGAGGGUGGGAGAGAGGGAGGAGAGAGGAGCCAUAGUCCGUCCCCAACACAUACAUAAUCUCCAGGAAGGAAAAACGGAAACUUUUGUAGCAAAAUAGUUACCUGUGAUUUUUAUGAUGAAUCAAACAAUUAUAUGAAGGUCUGGGCCAAAUACACAGUUCAUUUUUCUAUGGUGGGUGAAUCUGUACUUGUUAUUUGUGUCUACAUGUAUUUUUUAUUUUGAUUUGAAAGCAAAAAGAAGACAUUUACUUUGCUGUGAUGUGCGUGUGGAUGUAACAAAGUGGCUUUAACUAGGAUUCGAUAAGGACAGUCAUUUAUAUCUUAAUAUCUCCACUCUCUCUGCUCUGCUGGUGCUCAAGGGCUUUACACCUGGCCUCAUGUCAGUUCAGUCCACACCUGACCUGAAAUGGACACACACCAAAUCUGGGGUCUACCAGCACAUCAUGGCAUUUCAGGUUCACAUAAUGGCCCUGGGAAUGAAGAGGACAUCUUCUCUCAAGCUGGUUCAGAGCUCGGUACCAGCAGCUACAUGUCAAAGAAUAUUGAGAUUCACCAGGCAUAUGUUGCCUAGUUGACAUGCUAUUGUUUCUUUAGUAUGUAUGUGUGCGUGCGUGCAUGCGUGCGUGCGUGCAUGUAUUUGCAUGCACUGUGGAAAAGGAUACUGCUUGGCACAGUACGCUGUGCACUUUAGUAUGUAGCACUGCUGGGGAGGAAACUCAGCCUAUCCACAAUUGAAAUGCCAAUGUUGGAUUAUCUUGGUGCACUUGGACAUAUGCAUAUGUAUUCUGCUCUUAAAAAAACAGUUUCGCUGACAAACAAAAUGUACUGUUGCACUGGUGAUCAUGCAGUACAUCGUAUUUUGUCAUAAAUUAGACUCUACUUUAUCUGUUUUCAUCCUGGUGGUCUUAGCUAUCUCAUGGGGGCAAUUCUUUCAAUGUGUUGUGUGGAAGGUUAUUGUGUUUGAUCAAGGCAGCUCUUUUCAGUUUACAUCUCAGCGAUAUUGACAAAAGUAUAAAGUUAUACUGCUAUGGCAACUGCUUACAGUUACCGUCAAUCAAGUAUUGGCACUGGAACUUGUUUACAGUUUGUAACACUCCACAUUCAUUUAAUGCAUUAUUGUUUUAAGGGGUUUGUCCUGUAGUUUUAUAUUUAAUCACGUCUAAUUUAGACUAAAUGUGUAUUAUACUGUAUUCAAACUAACAUUAUACCAUAUUACAAUAUUACAGAUCUGACAUUCUGUUUUAAGGACUUCCCUAUUUACAUGAAGGGAACACUUUGAUGACAAGGUGAAGGUCAUUCAUAAUAUGAUUUAGACAGCUACACUCUAAGGAACAUAUCUAUUGCCUGGGCAAGUGAGAGUUUACAGAAAACAGUGACAACAUAAAUCUUUGUGUGUGUGUGGUGUGUGUGUGUGUGUGUGUGUGUGUGUGUGUGUGUGUGUGUGUGUAUGAAGGGCUUUUAGCUGGAAUGCACUCUUAGCUUAUAAAGUGUUCUACUCUCCUAUACAUACAUCAGGAGCUACACUCAUGUUUAGGAAUAUCAUAGCCUAAUCAUCAACAAAAAAAAAAGUGAUGUUACACACUCCUUACUAGGAUACUUGAAGCAUCAUGAUUGAUGAUUUUGAUCAAAUAUCUAUAAACACCUAUUUUCUUUGUCAAUGUAAAAUAGGAAUUGGAAUAUUGUGUUUCUACUCUUAAGUACUAACCAUUGAAUUGUUAAAAGAAUGGUUUGGAAUGUAUUUUUGUAUAAAAUAAUAUAUGAGAACAAUGUAUAUUUUGGCACAUUGAAGUUGUGAAAUGAUUUGACGUUGAUGAUUACUGAUGUGGGGGCUCUCAGGUAUCUGUUGCCUAUGUGCUUUUGUAUGACUUUUGAGGUCUAUAUAGCUCCAAAAAUAUAUAUAAUUCCUAUAUUUGGACAUUUUGGGUAACUUUCGAUGAAGCGAUAUUGUUAUUAUUGUGAUAUUGAAACAAAUGUAUAUGGAGGAGAGUUCUUUGGUAUUACCGAAAUCCAUCCAUUUACAUGAAGAUACUGUGCUGUACAUAGUUGAAUGUUUGUUCAAAUGGCAUUGGCUUUUCUCUAUUAAAGUAUUCAUUUUACUUUG